AUCACUGACAAUAAGAAAAAUGAGAGAUAAAGUGGCAUUGUUAGAAAAAUAAGUGCUUUUUAUUGUAAAACAAAUCAAAAUGACUUCCGUGGUUGGUGGCGGUGAUAGCAAUACAAAUUUAAUUAUUUUUGAUAGUUCCAAAAAUGAAAGGAAACUGAAUGAAGAGUUCAAGGUUCUUCAGAGGAAACUGAAGACGAAAUGGAAAUUUAUCGAGAACAGCGAAGUUCUUUCACAAGAAUCGUUAGUAAGUGGAAAAGUUUUAGUCUUGCCAGGCCCUCGAAGUAAAUUUACAGAAUUAGAAAUGAAUUCAAUCAGAAGUUUUAUCAAUUCCGGUGGAAAUGUUCUUGUAAUGCUUGGAGAAGGCGGAGAAAAAAAAUUCAACACAAACAUAAAUUUUCUUCUGGAAGAAUUUGGGAUAAUGGUCAAUAAUGACACUGUUGUAAGAAUGAAUUACAGUCAGACUCUGCAUCCAAAAGAAUGUAUAAUUUCUCAGGGAUUUUCGAAUAAGUCCCUUUUUCUGAAAAAUAGGGACGAGCAAAUAGGAUUAAAAUUUCUUUAUCCAUAUGGAGCAACUUUGAACGUAGCUUCUCCAUCUGGAGUAGCACUUUCCAGUGGAUCGAUUGCAAUUCCUACAAAUAGACCAGUCUGUGCUUAUUAUUCCUCAAAAACCAAUUCUGGAAAAUUGGUGGUUCUCGGAUCCUCGAGAAUGUUUACUGACGCUUAUUUAGAAAAAGAAAAAAAUGAUUCCCUUCGGGAAAUGAUUUUUGAAUUUUUCGAUUCAGAGGCCGUUUCCACAACUGAUAUUCACCACGAAGAUGUUGAUUACUGGGAAUAUAAUUUCGUACCAGAUAUAACUCAGAGAGCAGAUGAGCCAAAAGUUUGCACUCAAGAUUUGGAAAAUAUCGACAUGCCUCGAGAAUAUACAAAAUUAUUUAAAAGAAGUUUUUAUUCUGUCAAUUUAAAUAUGGUACCGGCUGCUAUCAAAGCGUACGAAGUUCUGAAUGUAAUUCACGAGCCUUUGAGUUUGAUUGCUCCAAAUUUUGAAACUCCCCUGCCACCCACUCAAGCAUCGGUUUUUCCACCCAGUUUCCAGGAACUUCCGCCGCCAGCUUUGGAACUUUUUGAUUUAGAUGAAGCUUUUAGUUCCGAUUUCUUGAAACUCUCUCAACUGACAAAUAAAUACAUGGCAACGAAGGAUCCUCUUGAUGAAAAAGAACUCGAUUAUUACAUUCGCGAAUUUGGCGGAAUUGUGAGAAUUUCCAAUUCGGAAAAAAUGACUGCAAAGGAAGUUUUAAAUCACGUUUUUCUCAAGUUGUGCAGCUACAAAACAAUGCAUAGUUAA
Belonocnema kinseyi is the source of this 1342-nucleotide messenger RNA. It is a transcript of the gene IFT52, whose product is annotated as intraflagellar transport protein 52 homolog. The coding region runs from base 80 to 1342 and encodes 420 amino acids. The record is from RefSeq and is a predicted model, not a curated record. The transcript is spliced from 6 exons. Gene Ontology annotation, biological process: cilium assembly; intraciliary transport. Lineage: Eukaryota; Metazoa; Arthropoda; Insecta; Hymenoptera; Cynipidae. Gene Ontology annotation, cellular component: centriole; intraciliary transport particle B; cilium.